Messenger RNA from Alternaria arborescens, 273 nucleotides. RefSeq lists its product as hypothetical. NCBI's taxonomy places the organism in Eukaryota, Fungi, Ascomycota, Dothideomycetes, Pleosporales, Pleosporaceae. The record is from RefSeq and is a predicted model, not a curated record. Bases 1 to 273 code for a protein of 90 amino acids. The transcript has a single exon.
AUGACAGGGAGUAAACGUCGCGAUCCCAACGGCGGUAAACUCUACAGCGGUCCUCUGAUGAGAAGCGUUCCGUUCCCUGUGUACGUCGACGGCGUCUACUGUCCAGGCGACACAACCUGGCGCAUCGUCUACAGUCUGUAUUAUCCCAACAACUACAACCACCGACACGACUGGAAGCGUGCCAUAGUCGUCUUUGGCAAAACCCAAGGCGAUUGGUGGGAGUGCAAGGCACUUCUCAUUGCUCAGCACAGCGGGUACAAUAAGCUGCGCUGA